Messenger RNA from Aspergillus sclerotioniger CBS 115572, 618 nucleotides. RefSeq lists its product as uncharacterized. The coding region runs from base 1 to 618 and encodes 205 amino acids. NCBI's taxonomy places the organism in Eukaryota, Fungi, Ascomycota, Eurotiomycetes, Eurotiales, Aspergillaceae. The transcript has a single exon. The record is from RefSeq and is a predicted model, not a curated record.
AUGAAAUUGACUCUCCCCAUUGCCCUUCUCUCGCUCUCGACCUCGGUCAUUGCGUCGCAGAAACCCCUGACCGACUCCUCCGCAACCAAAGUUGACAAGCACCACCCCCACGUUCACAUCUCCGGCAGCGAUUCCGUCCCAAACCCCGACAGCAAGUCCACCACUCACAAAAAGUGCGCCUCAUCAGAAGAAAUCGCCCAGGUAUUCGGCGAAGCGUGGGCGGAAACUGUCCGCGAAGGAAAACACAAGCAGCACCCCCCGGAUGCAAUCCCGACUAUUCACAUCAACCUCGAGGACUUUGAGGAGAAGCAAUGCGAUUAUUUCGAGCGGGUGUAUGAUGGAUGGCGGUUCACGUAUUCGUCCAAGAUGACGGACUGCGAUUAUACAAGCUUGAGUCAGACGGUGGGGAAGGCCGUGGUGGAGUUUAUCGAGAAGAAGCACUUUAAGGAGUGUCGCAGGGAUUGUGAUACGAUGUGUAUGCGGUUUGAUGAGGGAGGGCCAUGGGAUGGAUAUGUCAGGUUGGGGAAGAAGGAUAAGUUUGAUCCGAAUGCAUAUUGUGGACCGUCGUUGAGACUGGUUCCUAAUCGGUUGGAAUCUCCUUGGACAUGGGGGUUCUGA